Molecule: messenger RNA, 837 nt
Organism: Solanum verrucosum
Lineage: Eukaryota; Viridiplantae; Streptophyta; Magnoliopsida; Solanales; Solanaceae
Product: phenolic glucoside malonyltransferase 1-like
Exons: 3
Coding region: 1-837 (278 amino acids)
Source: RefSeq, a predicted model, not a curated record
AUGGCCUCCGUGAUUGAGCAAUGUCAAGUUGCGCCACCUCCCGGCGGCGCAGUGGAGGUGACACUCCCUCUUACUUAUUUUGAUCUUGUUUGGUUAGGGUUCCACCGUAUACGGCGGAUCCUAUUCUACAAGCUCCCCAUUUCCAAACCUGAUUUCGUUCAAAACAUUAUUCCUCCUCUUAAAAAUUCACUCUCCCUCACUCUCAAACACUAUAUGCCCUUAGCCGAAAACGUUGCUCGUCCACUAGAUACUAGCGGAUAUCCUGAGUUACGUUAUGUGACAGGAGAUUCUGUAUCUGUUAUUUUCGAUUCCCUUUCUAUCGACUGUGGUAACGAAUCCCUCAAUAAGUCUAGAAAUUCAGAUGGAGAUUUAGAAAUUAGCUUGUGUUUGCCUGAAAUGCGAAUGAAUGCUUGGUAUUUUGUAGCAAGCAUAGUUGGGUGUGUCACAAGUACAAGGCAUGCUGACUUAGUUGGAAAGGAAGGCUUUAUAAUUGCGGUGGAAUUAAUUAGAGAAGUCAUUCAAAAAAAAAUGAAGGAUGAAGAAUGGGUCCUUAAUGGUAAUUGGUUAAAAGCGUUGGACAACGUAGACCUAAUUCAAUUUUUUUCAAUUGCUGGAUCGCCAAAACUUGACUUGUAUGCUGCUGAUUUCGGAUGGGGAAGGGCCGCGAAGUUAGAAUUCAUUUCUCUUGACAAUGAUGAUGGUGAAAUUUUGAUGUCUCUUAGUAAAUCUAAGGACUUUGAUGGAGAUUUAAAAAUUGACUUGUCUUUGUCUAAAACUCGAAUGAAUGCUUUUGCUGCUAUAUUCACUCACGGGCUUAGCUUUCUAUACCAAGUCUGA